This is a messenger RNA of Orbicella faveolata, 3128 nucleotides long. Its product is annotated as autophagy-related protein 9A-like. Gene Ontology annotation, biological process: piecemeal microautophagy of the nucleus; protein localization to phagophore assembly site; autophagy of mitochondrion. Lineage: Eukaryota; Metazoa; Cnidaria; Anthozoa; Scleractinia; Merulinidae. Gene Ontology annotation, cellular component: autophagosome; phagophore assembly site. The record is from RefSeq and is a predicted model, not a curated record.
AUCGGCCAAAAUGACCGUGAAAAUAGGCCGGGAGGUAGGAAGGGUACGGUUAUUAUUUUCUCCACGUAUAAACUGAAGCGCAGGGAGGACGAAGGAAAAAAGUUACCAGUUCGGAGUGGGAAUUGGGAAUAUUGGAGAAAAGAUCUAGAAAGCUUACGGUUAAGGCCCCCGGUUCAUCAACAAGCACAGGCUUCAGCCGUUUGGCCGCGUGAUUUCCUAUAGACUGGGCCCGAAAAGCUGCGCAUGCUCCCUGCAACAUAAACAAAGGCUGUAAAAUUUCGACUAAAAAAGGGGUGACGAAAGACGAGAAGGUUUUGUUAAAAUUCAGGUCCAUUUGUGAAAAGAUAGCAAGGAGGAACCGCUACUUCCCUCCUUAAAACCAAGCUUGCAGCCACUGAGAGGUUUAAACAAAGAUACAUUGGGUCUGACGUUAGGAAGGAGAGUUUGUUCGCGAUGACGCAUAAGAUGGCGUAGUUGAUACAGAAACUUGCAUUCUCGAUGUAGCAAGAAUAUUACUUUUAAAAUGGUUUUCCAGAUAUGAAUUUUAAGAGGAGACACUUAUCUGUUGUGAAUUGUAUGUCGACGUACAGCCGGGUGAAGGCAGAGAUGUCGCUAUAACGUUUUAUGAAUGAGAAGUCGGAGAAGAUACACGCCAAAAUAACGUGACUUUCACACCAGCAGACCAGCAAGCAGUGAGAGAUAUGUCAGGAUUUCGCACGCAGUACACCAGAUUGAACUCAAAUUCAGAUGAUCCUGAAGAGGACUUACCUCCGCAAGGUUUUGAUAUUGCUGCCCGCGGAUUUGAGGAGGUCGAGAAAGGACGAUGGAAUCACAUAGAGAAUCUUGAUGAAUUCUUCAUACGGAUAUAUGAAUAUCACAGGAACAAUGGAUUUGUGUGUAUUCUUCUGAAUGAGAUUUGUGAACUAGUUCAAUUUGUGUUUGUAGUAUUGUUUACAUCAUUCCUGGUUCUCUGUGUGGAUUAUGACAACUUGUUCAACCACAAGAAACCUUCAUUCUCCAAUGUAGUGUAUUUCCACAAAAUACAGCAUAUGGAGCCAGCCAUAGUUGUUUGCCUUGUCAUAGCAUUUAUUUUCUGGUUGAUUCGUGUGGCAAGAAUUGUGAUCCAUUUCUUUAAGCUUCUGGAAAUACGAGCAUUUUAUAAAAAUGCACUGAGGAUAUCAGAGAGUGAACUAACAAACCUUCAGUGGCAGGAUGUUCAGAAACGAUUAAUAGAAGUUCAGAAGGUUCAUCAGAUGUGUGUGCACAAGGAGGAACUGUCAGAACUUGAUAUCCAUCAUCGCAUUCUAAGAUGGAAAAACUACAUGUUGGCAAUGCAGAACAAGUCAGUUAUUUCCUGCACGUAUACCUUUCCAUUUGUUGGUGAGAGGGCAUUUUUGACAGAGGGAAUGAAGUACAACCUAAAACUGAUUUUAUUUUGGGGCCCAGGAAGUCCUUUCCAGAACAACUGGAAACUAAGAGAAGAAUUCAGAAAUCCAGCAAACAGAUUUGUGUUGGCUAGUCGGUUGGCUAGACGCAUUUUCUGGAUUGGAAUUGCAAACUUUGUACUUUCCCCUUUCAUUAUUAUUUGGGUUAUUUUAUAUUCAUUCUUCACUUAUGCAGAGAUGGUGAGAAGAGAACCUGAUACUUUCGGAGCACGCAAAUGGUCCGCCUACGGCAGACUGUUUUUUCGACAUUUUAAUGAAUUGGACCACGAACUACAAGCAAGAUUAAGUAAAGCGUACGAGCCAGCCUCCAAGUACAUGAAUCUUUUCGUCUCUCCUUUCAUGGCCAUCAUAGCCAAGAACUUGGCGUUUUUUGCUGGAGCACUAUUCGCUGUUUUGACGAUAUUUACGCUUCUGGACAGGGAUGUUCUUCUGGCGGAACAUGUACUGACUGCCAUAGCAGUAUUAGGGUUAGUUAUACGAGGAUGUUACAUAUUUAUACCUGACGAGAAUUGUGCAUGGGACCCUGAACAAUUGUUGAAGCAAAUUGUGUCCCAUACACAUUACAUUCCUGACUCGUGGAAAGGAAAAGCGCAUACUAGAGAGGUUCGACAAAAGUUUUCCCAAGUGUUCCAGUACAAAGCGGAAUAUGUGAUUCAGGAGUUAUUCAGCCCCAUUGUGACACCUUUCCUUCUGUGUUUUAAUCUACGCUACAAAUCUCUGGAUAUCGUGGAUUUCUUCAGAAAUUUCACUGUCGAUGUUGUUGGUGUUGGAGAUGUUUGUUCGUUUGCGCAGAUGGACGUUAAACGGCAUGGAAACCCGGAGUGGCUGACCCAAGGAAUGACAGAAGCAACACAAUAUGAGCAAGCGGAGCAUGGCAAAACAGAACUGUCUCUUGUUCAUUUCUCUAUAAGGAACCCAACAUGGAAACCGACAGAUCACGGCGCGCAGUUCAUCAGCACAAUUCGUGAAAAUGCGAUCCAAGAAGGUCUGAACCUGAGCCACAGUGCUGCUAUGUCAGAAGCGAACUCUCUCCCAGAAUACAGAUCAGGCAGUUUUCAAGGCUUGCCAUAUGUUAAUCCCAUGAGUCUCAGCGAUCCCUCUCUUACUCCACUGGGGACUACCGUUGUAACACCAAAACAGCAGGCUCAAGUACGGGACGUGGUUAUGAACUCCAGCAUGAUGUACAUGCACGAGCUGCGAGAUCGUCAGGUUGAACAGUCCGGGACACCUCGAGUGGCGAGCCUAACGACAACAGCAAGACAGCAGCAGCAGCCAUCAUCAUCCGCUCAGGGCUUUGAAGAAGACAGCGAAACAGAACAGCUGAGGGACGACGCUGGGAUCGUGUGAAAGUUUAGGGCACCAGUUUGCGGGGAAAGAAACGGCUCUUUGAUGUCUAGGAGCUUUUAACUUCGUGUCGAUAAAACAGCAGACUGGAUAGGAUCAUUGCAGGAUGAACUUUUCCCUGAAACUAAAAUCGAUCCAUAGAAGUUAUCUUUUUAUUCCUUCUAUAGCCUCUUUAUUAUUUUCUUCGUUUUACACUUCAGGGCGUCAGUAUUUAGGGUUUUUCGGAAGUUUGUCAUAAGUUUUCAAUGGUUGUCAUAUAAAGUAUAGUUUUGAAAAUAUGUCAGUCGUAAUAGGUUAUGGUGUGCACACUUUUUUUUUGCCAGGAUUAAGUUAUUCGGC